Molecule: messenger RNA, 1070 nt
Organism: Elaeis guineensis (African oil palm)
Lineage: Eukaryota; Viridiplantae; Streptophyta; Magnoliopsida; Arecales; Arecaceae
Source: RefSeq, a predicted model, not a curated record
UUCUUGAUAUUCACUCCAAUACCGAGGCCAAAAGCAUCCUCAACCGCAUUAAAAAAAGGUAAAAAAGAGUCAAAAUCCUAGAACGGGGGCCCUUUGGCCAAACCGGAGCAUCGGAUGCCGUUUAAAAGCCCAAGCCCCUUUCCCGCACCAAUGGCGACUCCAGCUUUCCCACGAGGCGUCUCUCUGCAUUCCAAACCCUAACCCUAGCCCUAGUUCUGUCGUCUUCACUCCGAUCCCCACUCCCAUCUCUACUAUGGCCACCACGCAGGCGCGAAAGGCGGCCCCGCCGCCGGUGAUCGGAAAGGCGGGGAGGUACACCGUCUUCAUCACCCCGCCGCCGACUCCCAAGCUCUCUGAAGCCCCAAGACCCCUGAGCUCUAGUUCUAAGCUGAGCCCUAGCCCCAGUCCAAGAAAUGUGGCUCCUUUGUCGGUCAGUGUGCCUCCACCGUCUCCGUCGCCGACGCCGGCGCCCCCACCGGUUCAGGUCCCGCCACAGCAGUUCGAGAAACCUGCCGCUCGGCCGUCGGGUUCCGUGUUUGGAUUCUUCUCGGACGCCAUCGCCAAAGUCCAAGAUGUGCAUUCGAGCUUGGACGAGUACCUGGCUGAUUGGUUUGGGUUGAACCGAUCGAAGUAUCAGUGGGCAUUGAAUGAUUACUACGAAAACAACGGAAAGAUGGAAGCUGGCAAAGUUUGUAAACCAAAAGAACUUACCAGCAAAGGGCAAGCUGUGUAAUAUCCGUAUGCAUGUUGUUUGUUGUUCUGAUGUGUGGUCGUAAUGAUUAUCUGAAUCACUGGUGCCAAUUGUAUGACCAUGCGGCAGCAUUGAAGGGGUCUCCAUUCAUAAUGGUCACCUAGUUUUAACACCAUGCAGCAGUUGCAAUUAAAUUGCACCAGUCCAGUUGAGGUGUAAAUGUUUGACAAACAGGAUUAUUAUAGUCGCAAAUGUUACCUUUUUUUAAAAAAAAAUUAUGCUCUAUGGGAGAUGGUAUAUCUUUGUUCUGGGCUUUUUUUUGAACUGAUUAGUCAUCAUUAAUCAGCAAUAGCAAGCAUAGAAUUUCAUAUUCAGAUCA